AUGAAUGGGGAAAGGAAUGGAAAGGGGCCCAUCCCUACGGAGACCACCGAUGUCGAAACCGACGCUGGUGGGGAUCGAGCCCAUGGCGUGAGUGAUGAACUGGAAAUCGACGAGAAAACGCUCGCCAGGACAGAGAGCUUCGAGAAGGUCAUUUCUGAGCUGAAAGUCAUACUCGGCGACACCGCUGGACUCAUCCGGCUGCCAGGAAUCAAAAAACAGAAGAACAAGGAGGCGAUGAUGUGGUGGGCUACAACCGGGACGGUUGUGUCUCUCAUCGGCGUGGUCACCCAGACGUUCUACGCUACCUGGAUCUUCUUGAACGUGGUGUAUUGGCGUUUGGCUGGCAUACCCAGAUUGCGCGAAGCACUCAUUGCUUUUGUGGAGAAGAUGGCUGCCAAAUUCAACAUACACGACCUGCUCGAGAACUGGGCUGACCCGGCUUACAUAUACCAAGUUGUUUCCAGCAACCGGAAUUUCGUUCAGGACACCGUGGCAAAGCUCCGAGAGAAAGUGAACCGUCGCGUGGAUCUACCGGACAGGUGGACCUGA
Thermothielavioides terrestris NRRL 8126 is the source of this 549-nucleotide messenger RNA. RefSeq lists its product as uncharacterized. The record is from RefSeq and is a predicted model, not a curated record. The coding region runs from base 1 to 549 and encodes 182 amino acids. Lineage: Eukaryota; Fungi; Ascomycota; Sordariomycetes; Sordariales; Chaetomiaceae. The transcript has 2 exons.